UUCAGGGCCUGAACUCUGUAGACUUCCUUUUAUUACAGGGUUUGAUGGCGGAGAGCGGUAGAUAGCGGGGGAAGAGUUGUGUUUCGCCCACUUUGGCCAUACUGAACCCGUAGCUUAACCCACUUUAGAGACGGUGCUUUUUCAAGGUUGAUUGACUUGUGCAUCAGGUGGUUAUAUUUCGGAGCGAUUUUUCUCCUGUUGUGGACGGACCCGGACUCAGUUCUGCAUUUUUUUUUUCCCUUCUUGUUUCUUUUGUUGUGGCUGUAGCUGGUCCUUGUAAAGAACCACCAGUCGAUGGCUCUGAUGGACAAACACAAAGUCAAGCGGCAGAGACUGGAUCGCAUCUGCGAAGGCAUUCGCCCACCCAUCUUAAACGGGCCCAUGCACCCUCGUCCGCUGGUGGCGCUCCUGGAUGGCCGGGACUGCACGGUGGAGAUGCCCAUCCUGAAGGACGUGGCCACUGUGGCCUUUUGUGAUGCUCAGUCUACUCAGGAGAUCCAUGAAAAGGUUCUUAACGAGGCUGUAGCUGCAUUACUGUAUCACACCAUCUCACUGUCACGAGACGACCUCGACAAGUUUAAAGGGCUUCGUGUUAUUGUGAGAAUUGGCAGCGGAUUCGACAACGUGGACAUUAAAGCUGCAGCAGAGCUCGGUAUCGCAGUGUGUAAUGUGCCAGCUGCAUCUGUGGAAGAGACAGCGGACACUUCCAUGUGCUUGAUCCUGAACCUCUACCGCCGGGUCACCUGGAUGCAUCAGGCCUUGCGUGAGGGCACUAGGGCCUCCAGCGUUGAGCAAAUCAGAGAGGUGGCUGGAGGAGCUGCUCGCAUCCGAGGGGAGACGCUAGGCAUCAUUGGUCUUGGACGUGUUGGCCAAGCAGUGGCUUUGAGGGCAAAGGCAUUUGGUUUUGGGGUGAUUUUCUACGACCCUUACCUCCCUGAAGGAGUAGAAAAAUCUCUGGGGCUCCAGCGCAUGGCCACGCUGCAGGAUCUGCUCAUUCAUUCAGACUGUGUGUCCCUGCACUGCAGCCUGAAUGAACACAACCACCACCUCAUCAAUGACUUCACUAUCAAACAGAUGCGUCAGGGUGCGUUCCUGGUGAACACUGCACGAGGGGGAUUGGUGGACGAGAAAGCUCUGGCUCAGGCACUGAAAGAAGGCAGAAUACGUGGUGCAGCUCUCGACGUUCACGAGGCGGAGCCAUUUAGCUUCUCACAGGGGCCUCUAAAGGAUGCACCUAAUCUGAUCUGCACGCCCCACACAUCCUGGUACAGUGAGCAGGCCUCCAUCGAGGCGAGGGAGGAGGCAGCGCGGGAAGUACGCAGAGCCAUCACAGGUCGUAUUCCUGACAGUCUAAAGAACUGUGUGAAUAAGGAGUAUCUGAUGCCAGCUUCCCAGUGGCCGUCUAUGGAGUCUGCCUCUGUUCACUCUGAACUCAACGGAGCAGGAUACAGGUUUCCGGCGGGUCUGAUUGGUGUAACCCCGGGAGCUCUUCCUGGUGCGGGGGCAGGAGUAGAGGCCAUGGUGGCGGGCACGCUGCCCCUAGCCCAUCCCCUCGCCCCAGUCUCACACCCACCACACACCCCCUCACCUGGGCAGCCAACCAAGGCAGAGGCUGACAGAGAUGUCCCUUCUGACCAAUAGCAUCCCAACACAUUCCAUCGUUGCCCCAGCGAUGCCCUUUUCCCUUUUUCUAGGGCUUAAUCCAUGCCGAUGCCCUGAUUUUUUGACGUAACACCCGGGUCAACCCAGUCAAACAGAACACACAAGUCCAGACCUGACCCACUCAAAAACAUUUCCCCCAACUUCUCUCCUUCCCUUCCUUUGUUGUUGUAUCUGUUUCUUUUUCCACCUGUGCAGCAAGCAAUAACUCUUUUUCUCAAGGAUUCAGUAAUUGAGUUGUUUUUGUUAGUAUUAGAAAACCCCUUUUUAUUUUUAUGCCUUUUUUUUAAUCUGGACUAGGAGUUUGUUUUUGAGUAGUGUGUUACUACUUGCGUUCUUUGUCCAGCUAAUUUAGCAGUAUAGUAAAAAAAAUACCUGAACCGUUCUUUUAUUUCACCCUCCCAAACAUGCAUUUGUGACCCCCCCCCCUCCCCCCUCCCUUUUUUAUGGUAUCGUGUUCACCCUUGAAGCAAAGUGGAAAAGCUGGCUUAAGUCAUUGAAUUUAUUUUUCUUUUCUUUUUUUUUUAUUACCAUAAUUCCAAUGGACAGCUAACAGUAGCCACACUUUUCACCGAACCGGAUUCGAACGAUAAGAGAAACAAUGUGUCGUCUGUCUGUGCCUGAGAGUAACUCCGUGGUGAUCUCGGACACUUUGGGUUCCACUUCUCCCUUCAUGUUGAGGACAUCAUGUGCAUUGUGUUUUACCCUCUCUGUCUGAAACAUGGCUGAGGGAACGCACUCAUUAUCUGUAAACUUGUCGGGUAUCUGUUCAGUCAUCUGCUUCACUAUAUCAGUAAUGUAUGGCUAAAUGACAUAUAGGUCUCUGCAAGAGCAUCAUAAAUAUGACAUUUGUGUACAGCUUUUUACUGAAGUCUGAUCGCUUUUCCACAACCACAGAGUGAAAUCCCCCUAGACUUUAUUCAUGUAGAAGUAUGAAAUCUCUAUUUUGUGUGUGUGCAUCUCUGAACUUCACAAUGAUUUAUGAUUCUCUUAUAAAGACCAUGUGAUUGGGAAUAUUCACUAAGCUGUGUCUUUACACUUUACUUUCAUUGUUAUUUUUAUACAAACUGGGGGAAAGAUAUGGAAGCACAUUUUCAGGUGUCUGAAAAGGCAGUGUUCCACUUGUAGGUUUUCGCAUUACUUUAACUGUCAUGAUCCUUUGUCUCUUUUCUUUUUCUGGUGGGAUAUUUUUUUUUUAAUUAUUAUUAUUACUUUGGGACUCCUGUUCUCUUCUAAAAUAUAGACAACCUUCACCUUGAUAUGCCUAGCUCCUUUAUUUUUUCUUAUCUUUCCAUUCUUCCUGGAUGUGCCUCCCUGGGUGUUUCAGCUUUUUCACAAUGAUCUAUGGUUCAUCUUUGUGUUUAUCUCCCGUUAGUCCUUCUUUCUGGUCCUCCUUUUCCCAUGACAUCACUGUAAGUAAGGAGUCGGGCUGCUCACACCCUGCCAGUGAUGAUCGGUCUCAUACACACAGUCACACACACGUGCACAAGCUUGCAUAUACUCAUCUAUUGCUGUCGUCUUGAAUGGCUCCUGUUCAGCAAUGGGUUUGCAGACAUGCAAACAUCUUGGGUGAUUUUUUUUCCCCUUUUAUCUUUUGAACACUGAUUUCUGUAGUAAAACGAUAUGGCCAUUAGGGGUCAGUGACAGUGUAUUUCUGAGGCCAGCCCUGUCUCAGCAUUUCAUUGUACCUGCUGCACUUCAGCCAUGCAGUCAUCCUCGAUCAGUGCUUUUUGUCAAUUAAGGCAAUGUGGCUGACUUCAAAAGAUUCAGAAAGGAGCAGUCAGGCACAUGUAUCCCUUUAUCAGUAAGAAGUGCAAACAUAUCGACGUUAGCCGUUUCUGUAUAUUUUUUUGCUUUCUCUUGUAUUCGUCAACCCAACUUUGUACUCAACACAAGUAAUGUAGUGUGGUUUGGGGUGAGCGUUUGGAUGGAGCCAGUUUGCUGACAAACCAGUAGGGGUACGGUCAUCCCCUCAAGAUGAGUCUCUUGCAUGGAAAGUGUUCUGCGUCAAGGGAAACCCGUUUCUAGUACCUCAGUAACAGAUAUUGAAUGUAUGAUCAACUUGUUCUUUUUCUUUGUACAGCUUCUUUUUAGAUUGUACUUUGGAAGCCAUUGUGGGAUGUGUAUGCGCUUUAUUUAACACAUCUAACAAGAAUAUGCCCCUCAAUAGAAUGCUUUUUCAUUAGCAUAUGCUAGCAUCCGGUAGUUUAGAGUUGGAAUAUGAGAGCUUUUCCUGUAUUUGAUUCGUCAUGAAUGAGCACAAAUUUGCAUCACUGCAUUAUUGUAGGGAGUGUAUAUGUACCAGUGAGGUGUAAGAUGGAUUCGGAGUCUCAAAUAAGCUAGGUGAUAGUACGUGGGUGAAAAACUCUAACAGAAUGGUAUAAGAACAUUUGAGAGAGAUGUUCGCUGUGGUGAAGAUUUUCUCUAAUCCUGAGGUGAAAUUGCUGUUUUUCAUGCAUUGUCUUGAAAAAUCCAACAAUCAGAAUUAAACUAGGUUUUGUGCAUGAAAUGUCUGUUACCGUGCAAAUUCUGCAUUUUGGUUAUGGUUUUCUAUCUAAUUGGCCCUUGAUGGACUGAUUAUUCUCAUGGAAUAGUGUCUGUCGUGUGAGCUUGAACCAAGACGUCAUGUUUUUUUGUUUUUUUUUUUGGUAAUUUGGUGUCCCCUAAUGUCGGUCCUUUUAAAAAAAAUAUAUCUUCAAUUUUUCUCUUUGUAUGUAAUAUUUCUGAACGUUAUGAUUUUCUUCAGGCUUGAACAUCAGCAGUGUGGGGUAUUUUUUUUUUUUAAAGUGUAUUUUUGUGUGCUCUACAUGUUGUAUGGAAACAUUUCAAAAAUACCUUUUCUUCCCAGCACUCACUUUUAAGGUCCUUUCUCCAGCUCGUCCAAAGGGCCCUAGGUUCCAGGUUUUCUUUCACUCUAUGACUGUAGUAGCCUUAAAUUCAUACAUUAUGGUGGACUUGUUCUCCCACCACCAUCCCCAACCUGUGUUUUCGAUGAAGAGGAGACAUUCUACUUUUUAGCCAAUCUGAGUUAAAAGUUCACAGCUCUGUCUGUUAGACGUGUAUUUUACAGAGAACCUGACUGGUUUUGAUUUCGAGGUGUGAAACCUGGAGUUAUCACUUAAAGCCAGUCCACAAAUAGAUUGAUACAUUGGGUCUGGAGCAGUCACUUUCUCUCUCAGGGUUCAAAAUGCACACACACACAUCCUUAAGCAGUCUGUAGGUCAAUCCUCUCUUGAAACUCAUGCAUCAAGAUCAUUUCAGAACAGAUCAUACACCUGACAGUCUCUUCAAGCUAAUCUUUGUCCUUUUUUCCACCCAUUUUCUGUUGCAUAUUACUCGCACUGACAUCUAACAAUGAAAGAAUGAAUGUUUUAAUUGAACUGUGUGUAACAUUGAACUUGGGAAAUGUAUUUUUACAACAUGUGAACUUUUUAUUCCUUUCUUUCACCACCUUUCUUUUCUUUGUAAAUUGACCCCCUUCCCAACACCAGACAGCAAAAACUACAAAAAUUAGGAAAAAAACCCCCUCUUGUAACUAGGCUCUUAAGCUUUACUUUUGCUUUUGUUUUCUUUUUUAUAUUAGAAAACAAUCAUGUUUGUGAUGGUAACCUCUGAUGGUAAAUUCCACAAGGUAUUUUAAUAAAAUCCUAAAGAUUA
Molecule: messenger RNA, 5316 nt
Organism: Tachysurus fulvidraco (yellow catfish)
Lineage: Eukaryota; Metazoa; Chordata; Actinopteri; Siluriformes; Bagridae
Gene: ctbp1
Product: C-terminal binding protein 1
Exons: 11
Coding region: 295-1641 (448 amino acids)
Molecular function (GO): transcription corepressor activity; oxidoreductase activity, acting on the CH-OH group of donors, NAD or NADP as acceptor; NAD binding
Source: RefSeq, a predicted model, not a curated record